AUGAGGAUCCUGUUUGUGUCUGUGAUUUUGCUGCACCUCACUGGGACCUGUUUCUGCCAAUUCCCCCGUGCAUGUGCCACCUCAGAGGGCCUUCGGACCAAAGUGUGUUGCCCAGUGUGGGAGGGCGACGGCUCAGCUUGCGGUGCCCUCACAGGCCGGGGCUUUUGCGCUGAUGUGGUGGUCUCAGACGAGCCCCACGGGCCCCAGUAUCCACAUAGGGGUGUUGAUGACAGGGAGCAGUGGCCUUUAGCUUUCUUCAACAGGACAUGCCGCUGUGCUGGAAACUAUGGUGGUUUUAACUGUGGUGAAUGUAAAUUUGGGUACUGGGGUUCUAACUGUGCUGAGUAUAGGGUGUCUGUACGCAGGAACAUCAUGAGCAUGUCCACAGCUGAGCAGCAAAAGUUUAUUUCCUAUCUCAACCUGGCCAAGAACACCAUCAGCAGAGAUUUUGUCAUCACCACAGGUACUAGAAAAGAGAUGGGGGACAAUGGAGAGAACCCCAUGUUUGCAAACAUCAACACCUAUGAUCUGUUUGUCUGGAUGCACUACUACGUGUCCCGGGAUGCUCUCCUGGGAGGGCCAGGCAAUGUUUGGGCAGACAUUGACUUUGCCCAUGAAUCAGCAGCAUUUCUACCCUGGCACCGAGUCUUCUUAUUGAUGUGGGAGAACGAGAUUAGGAAGCUUACGGGAGAUUUUAACUUCACCAUUCCAUACUGGGACUGGAGGGAUGCCCAGACCUGUGAGGUGUGCACUGAUUCACUGAUGGGGGCCCGCAGCUCCUUUAAUCCCAACCUGAUCAGCCCUGCAUCUGUAUUCUCCUCCUGGAAGGUAAUUUGCACCCAGCCAGAAGAUUACAACAACCGAGAGGUCCUCUGUGAUGCUUCAGGGGAGGGCCCGCUGUUGCGCAACCCAGGAAACCAUGAUCCAUUGCGUGUGUCACGUCUCCCUACAUCAGGUGACGUGGAGUUUGCUGUAGGCCUUCCCCAGUAUGAGACAGGACCCAUGGACCGUUUUGCUAAUUUGAGCUUUAGAAAUGUACUGGAAGGUUUUGCCAGUCCAGAGACAGGUAUGGCAGUGCCAGGUCAGAGCACCAUGCACAAUGCCCUGCACCUCUUCAUGAAUGGCACCAUGUCCUCAGUUCAAGGGUCAGCCAAUGACCCCAUAUUCCUGCUGCACCAUGCCUUCAUUGAUAGCAUCUUUGAGCGCUGGCUCAGGACCCAGCAGCCUAUCCGGACCCAUUACCCACAAACCAAUGCCCCUAUUGGCCACAAUGACGGCUACUACAUGGUACCAUUUAUACCUCUCUAUAGAAACGGAGACUACUUUCUCUCCAACAAGGUUCUAGGAUUUGAAUACGCCUACCUGUUGGACCCUGGUCAGAGGUUCCUCCAGGAGUUCAUAACGCCGUACCUCGAGCAGGCACAGCGGAUCUGGCAGUGGCUGCUGGGAGCUGGGAUGCUUGGGGCGCUGAUUGCAGCAAUUAUUGCUGGAAUAAUUGUUGUCAUAAGAAAGAAGUGGAAGCGAAGCCAGAGGAGAAAGAGGGUGCCAAGCUUUGGAGAGAGACAGCCACUUCUGCACAGCAGCUCAGAUGAUGGAUCAGCUUCAUACCAGAAUACUCUGUAA
Molecule: messenger RNA, 1623 nt
Organism: Cheilinus undulatus (humphead wrasse)
Lineage: Eukaryota; Metazoa; Chordata; Actinopteri; Labriformes; Labridae
Gene: tyr
Product: tyrosinase
Exons: 5
Coding region: 1-1623 (540 amino acids)
Biological process (GO): melanin biosynthetic process; pigmentation
Molecular function (GO): tyrosinase activity
Source: RefSeq, a predicted model, not a curated record